UACCAAUGAAGAGAAUGCAGACUUAGGGAAUGAUUUCUCUAAUCCUGCCAAAGAUCAAACUUCUGCGGCUGCAGACGUUUGUGUUGAAGCUGAGACAGUUGAGGCUGAAAAAUGUGUUGCUUUGAAGAACAAGGAAAUUGAACACAGUACCAACGAAGAGAGCGCUGACUUAGUGAACGAUUUCACUAAUCACUCAGAACCAACUUCCCCGGCCGGGGAUGUUUGCGUUGUAGAUGAGAAGCUUCUCUCAGAAACAACAGAUGUUUUAAAUGACCAAGUCAGCACAAACGAAGAAAGCUACAUUGACAAUAUUUGCAAGUUUUCCAACUCUUGCAAAAAUGGUUGGAUUAACGCCAGUUUUCAAGGCAUAUUGAAUUUGAAUUUUACCAGAAAGGUCCUUUUUCAGAAUCCCAAGAAGUUUUUUGAGGCAUCAUCAGCCACACCAUUAUGUGCCAGUCUCAUCUCUACAGCCGUUCACAAUCCGGGAAAAUAUUUUACCCCACUGGAAAUGGCCCGAGUUCAAGUGGAACUGAGAGAAAGUGAACUGUCGUCUGACUUGGGUAAAGACUAUCAAAUGUCGUAUUUAUUGGAAGCUAUUUUAGUCUGGCUAAACUCAAGUGACAGAAACAUGGAAAUGUUAAUGACAAGAGAGAAGACCUGCAUGAAGUGUAAGGGAGAUCUUAUUGGACUCUUUAACAGCAGCCCCCUCGUUGCUCUGCCUUCAAUACCUGCAAAGAGCAUCACUUCUCUGUUUAGCUGUUGGUUGGAGUUUUGUAGGGAAACUCGCUGUUCAGUCUGCAAAUCUGUAUUUAACAGAAAAAACUUUCUAAGCAAUAAUGAAGCGAUUGCCCUGUUCCGGCCACUGUCGGCCAGGUGCUGGAAUCCAAUACUGAUUCCAAGUGCAACACUUGACGUCCCCGGAAAAGGUGGAAGUCAGACAUACCAUCUUUCUUCCAUCAUCUGCAGCAAUUCGAAGCUGACCCACUUUUACACCUUCCUGAUCCGGGGACAACAGAUGUUUAUGGCUGAUGAUGACCUUGUUAUGACUCCAGGUGACGACUGCAAGAAAUUAAUUCAAGAAAUGGGAUUUGUUUACAUUUAUGAGAAGGAAACAGCAAGUGUAACGUCUUACCCUGCUGUCCCUCUCCAAAGCAGAGGGAGAGCAGAAUCGUUAAAAGAUGCUGAAAACAAGGCAGAAACCAUUUCUGAGGCUGGAGAGAUUAUUUUAAAAGACACAGAAAAUGUGUUUAAUAACCAAAAAUAUAUAUCUGUAUGGGAAAAUAUAUGUAAGAAUAUAUCUAAGUGGGAGCCAUUGUUGUUAAUUUUGUGUUUAUUUUGCAUGUUCAUGGUUGUUAUUUGCUUUUGUGAUUUUUUCAUGCUUAUAUUUUUUCUCAUUUCUGUCUGUGGAUUGACUUAUGUGUCGGCAGCAUCAUGCCAAGAAUUGGAUGCUUAGCUUUAAAUUUAAUGACAACUGGUGGAACGUAUUCACCAGUUGUCAUUAAAUGUCCUGAUUCAGUUUAAAAAUACUUUAUUGAUCCCAAAGAAAACUGAAUGUUCAUCAGGAUUCUUCAAAGAGCCAUUGAAGACAAGACAAUCCAAGACAAUCGGAUGAAGAGGAUGAUCAGGAUCGUCCCUAAUUUUCUUGAUCCUAUGAAGAAUCCUUCUCUGCAUGACCAUCUCCAGAGGUUUCCCAGAACAGAACCAGAACAGAACCAGAACAGAACCAGUCUUCUUUACCAGGCUGUUGAGCGUAUUUAGGUCCCUGGCGCUGAUGCUGCUGCCCCACCAGAUGGCGCUCUCAACAACAGAUUAUAGAAGAUCUGCAGCAUCUUGAAGGACCUUCGCUUCCUCCAGGAGUCCAGUCUGCUCUGUUCCUUCUCUUAGACGCUUCCCUGUUGCGUCUCCAGUUCAGUCUGUGGUCCAGAUGAACAUUGAGAUUGCACCAAUACUAUUACAGUAGUUCUGAUACCAGGACGUGUAAUAGAUUGUGGGUCGCCGGAUCAG
Messenger RNA from Gambusia affinis (western mosquitofish), 2004 nucleotides. RefSeq lists its product as uncharacterized. The coding region runs from base 509 to 1453 and encodes 314 amino acids. The transcript is spliced from 2 exons. NCBI's taxonomy places the organism in Eukaryota, Metazoa, Chordata, Actinopteri, Cyprinodontiformes, Poeciliidae. The record is from RefSeq and is a predicted model, not a curated record.